UGGUGACCAAAGAGAGGCCCGAAGAAAGAAAGCAAUGGUUAUUUAUCCCAAUAUACCACUAGAACAACAAAAUUGAGUGAUAAUGUCCGGAAGUAGCUGUGUGAUAUGCAACGAACCUUUGGAGAAUGGACAAGUUCUAAUAACGAUAAGAGAAAAAGGUGUCAAAACAAUCAAUGAAGUAAGCAAACAUAGACAACAAAACGUAUGUGUUGUAGCCGGCCAAAUACUACACCAAGAAUGUCGAAAAAAAUAUACAAAUGCUAAAGAGAUUCAGAAAAUUAGUAAAGAGAAUGCUGAUAACGACAGAUUUAAUCGAGACACGCGAUCAUCACAGUAUUUUAAUUUUAGAGAGCAUUGUUUAUUUUGUGGACAGUCAGCUCAAAUGUCAGAUAGAAAAUAUGGAAUAGAAGUAUAUCCAGUUAGAACUUUUGAAUUCCAACAGAAAAUUGGGGCAAUAUGCAAAGACCGGAAGGAUUCAUGGGCUGCUGACGUUUUUGCAAAACUUGAAUAUGCACAAGACUUACCUGCAGCAGAUGCUAUAUACCAUCAGAAAUGUAGCGUUAACUUCAGGACAGGGAAAAAUAUACCUAUUGGAACACCAGAGCAAAAACGAAAAAAGCAAGGUAGACCAGAUCACACUGAGGCAAAUAUAACUUUUCUGAAGACUAUGGAUUAUUUGCAAGAAAAUGAAGAGGACCAAUUGACAGUAAAAGACCUCGUUCAUCAAAUGACACAAUUUUGUGGAGAUCUGGCAUACACAACAGUACACAUGAAAUCAAAGAUCAAAACACACUUUGGUGAUGAAGCUUUUAUUACCGACGUCUGUGGAAAACCAAAUGUGGUCAGUCUUCGUAAAACGGCAUCUGCUCUUCUGCAAGAAUUUCAUCAGAGUAAAAAAACUUCAGAACCUGAAACAGAAAAAAGAGACAUUAUCAAAACAGCAGCUAAACUCCGAUAUCAAAUCAAUGGAAUUUUCAAGGUCGGUGUAUUCAUCACCAGCUACAAUAGCAUCAUGUGAGGAAAACAUCGCAUACUUACCUGACAGUCUUAAACAGUUACUUAGUGGAAUAUUUUCUGAAAAAGAUUGCGAUCUUAAAGUGGCAGCCAUUGGCCAGUCUAUCAUGCAAGCGACAAGACCAAGAUUUCUGAUUGCUCCUUUACAACUAGGUCUAGGAGUUCAAAUGCAUCACCAUUUUGGGUCAAAAUUCCUCCUCGAUACCUUAUACCAACUUGGCUUUUCCUCAUCUUAUAAGGAAGUUCAAAAACACGGCGUGAAUUCUGCUCUCCAGAGUAAUGAUUCUCCUCAAGAACUUGAAGGACGAUUUAUUCAACACAUGGCAGAUAAUGUCGACCAUAAUAUCAGGACAAUUGACGAUCAUGGGACAUUCCAUGGAAUGGGGAUAAUAGCAGGCAUCACACAAGGUUAUAACCACAAAACUAUUGUGCAGAGAUUGAAUGUUUCGCUUGACGAUAUUGAACAAAUAGGGAAAAUCGAUCUCCAUUAGUACAACUUUGACCGAACAUCAAAACUUAGUUUAAAAUUCGAAUCACUCGCAGCACAGCAUUCGGAUUCGUUACCCUUACCCGAUAGCAUCAGUCUUCUCUGUAGUACUCUUUGGUCAAAGAAAAAGAUUGGGUGGUCGGCAAUGUGUAAUUUAGUGCAAGAUGGAGCAUACCCUGGUAAAUCGACAAUUCUAUUUUGCCUAUGAUAGACCUUGAGCCGGGAAACCUUUCAUGUAUCUUUUCGACCAUGAAGUUCGUAUGUAAUGAAGCGUUUAAGUACAGAGCUAAUCCAAUGCUUACAUUUGAUCAACCGCUUUAUUGGAAAGCACUUACAAUUAUCGACAAUGAACCAAAGGAAAGCGAUUUGAAAUCAAUAGUUCUCAGAUUAGGAGGUUUUCACCUAGAAAUGAGCUUCCUGGGAUCGAUUGGUAACAUUAUGAGCGGAUCUGGACUAGCUGAGCUCAUGGAAACUGUCUACGCACCUAACGCUGUUUCGCAUAUGUUAACCGGAAAGGCAGUUGAAAGAGCAGUACGAAGUCAUUUCCUCAUUUAUAAUGCUUUAACCUCAUUAUUGAUGUGCGAACAGUUUCAGGUAUCUUCCGCUGUCUUGAAAGAUAAUGACAUUGAAAAUGGAGAACAUGUUUCAUUUCUUGAAGAAACUUCAGGUGACAUGAUAAGUGAAACUGAUAUUGAAGACUCUGAAAAUCACAGUGAAAACACUUUUCCCCAGGAUUUAAAUGAGUUAUUAUUUUGAUGAAAUCCUCGAACAACGUGUUCCAGUAGACACCCUUGAUCAAAAUGAGAUAUUGAGAAAAAUACGCGACAGUAUAUCAACUUUUAGAAAUCACAAAUCGAAUACCGGACAGCUCGACUAUGGUUUUUAAAUAUGGAUAUGGUGGACUUGCUGCGGAAAUUCAUUAGAGCUGAAAGAACUGGAAACUGGACCAGGCACAGAAAACACCAUUGGCAGAUGAAAUAUGGAACACGGGAAGUUGUGUAUUUUCAGAGGACCAUGGUACCAAUGUUCACCACGUAAUCGACGGUGGUUCCCUGAUACAGCGAAUCCCAUGGAAAAAAGGUGCGACAUUUGCAGAAAUAUGUCAGUUAUACAUCGACCAUAUUAAUAACAGAUAUCCCAUUCCAAUAAUCGUCUUUGAUGGGUAUGCGUCGGGACCAACGACAAAAGAUCAUGUACAUGAACGGAGAUCGAAAGGGGUGACUGGUACACACAUCUCAUUUAAAGAUAGCACACCGUUUAAAUCAAAGAAGGAAAUUUUCUUAGCUAAUAGAGAAAACAAGCAAAACUUCAUCAAUAUGCUUUGUAAUAAAAUGGAUAAUGAAGGAUUUAUUUCUCUUCAAGCUGCUGCUGAUGCUGAUGUUCUUAUUGCAUCAACUGCUGUAAGAUAUGCAUCUUGUUUCCGUACUGUUGUAGUUGGAGAAGACACUGAUGUUCUCAUACUACUGCUUUUCCAUGCAGAGGAAAAUUCUAAACCAUUGGUUUUUCGAUCCGAUAAAAUUCGAAAGUCCAAGGUAUGGGAUAUCAAAAAGACCAAAGAGUUGCUUGGAAAUGAAAUAGUUUAUUUGUUACCAUUUAUUCAUGCUUUCACAGGAUGUGACACGACAUCUAGGCUUUAUGGCAUAGGAAAGAAAGAAGAACUGAAGCGGUUGCGUGGGAAUGCCAUUUUCAGAGAGUUAGCUUCAGUAUUUUUAAAACAAGAUGCAACUUCAGAUGAUAUAAUACAAUCAGGACAGUCAGCUCUCGUUAUAUUAUACGGAGGUGAGACCGGAGAAAGCUUAGACUAGUUACGCUACAGGAAAUUUAAUCAUAAAGUUCUUACCAAUUCUUUGUCUUGCGUACAUGUCCAGUCCUUGCCACCUACUUCAGAAGCAGCGUCUCAACACUAAGCGUGCAUAUUAUCAGAUCCAAGAAUGGACAAAUGACUCUGUCGAUAUGUUUAGUCCAUCAGACUGGGGAUGGGUUCUACAAGGUACAUCACUUUGUCCAAUUCGAACGAUUUUGCCUCCUGCUCCAAAGAAGUUAUUGCAUGUGAUAAGGUGUAAAUGUAAAUCCGGUUGCGAUACACGCAGAUGCACUUGUAGAAAAAACGGACUUGAAUGCAGCUCAGCAUGUAGCGAAUGUAAGGGAUUGAACUGUUCAAACUGUAAAAUACU
This is a messenger RNA of Mytilus californianus (California mussel), 3675 nucleotides long. RefSeq lists its product as uncharacterized. The transcript is spliced from 2 exons. NCBI's taxonomy places the organism in Eukaryota, Metazoa, Mollusca, Bivalvia, Mytilida, Mytilidae. The record is from RefSeq and is a predicted model, not a curated record. The coding region runs from base 83 to 1018 and encodes 311 amino acids.